Salvelinus fontinalis (brook trout) is the source of this 516-nucleotide messenger RNA. RefSeq names its product jouberin-like. The record is from RefSeq and is a predicted model, not a curated record. Gene Ontology annotation, molecular function: protein binding. The coding region runs from base 1 to 516 and encodes 171 amino acids. The transcript has 3 exons. NCBI's taxonomy places the organism in Eukaryota, Metazoa, Chordata, Actinopteri, Salmoniformes, Salmonidae.
AUGGUGGUAAAGCGCAGCUACAAGCCCCACUGGCCAGAUGAGCUUGCGCUGACCCGGGGUGAGUUCAUCCUGGUUCUGUGUAAAGAUGAUGAGGCCCGGUGGUUUGGGCGGCUGCAAAACGGACAGCAGGGAUACUUCCCGGCCUCGCAUGUCAUGGAGCAGAGCCACCAGGAUGAUGAGCCAGCUAAAGACGUCCGCCGCUUAGCGAGACGGGGUUCAGCUCCGGCCACGUAUGCAGGUGGUACUGGCGCACUCAGGCUGCAGGCCCUCCGCAGAGCCAGCAGAGCAGCGGCAGGAGGGGGGCCGGAGGGGGCCGGGGGGGCCGAGGGGGAGAGAGAGGGCCCCAUCCUGAUACUGAAGGCCCAGAUCUCUCUCCCUAACAGGCUGCCCCAGCCCCUGCCCCAACCCCAGCCACAGACACACAGCUCCCCAAGCUUCCUCCACAGGAUCCUAUCCAAGCACCGUCGGAGGAGUGAUUGUCAUGGGUCCAGCAACACGGGCUACAUGGCCGACUAA